Messenger RNA from Fraxinus pennsylvanica, 522 nucleotides. NCBI's taxonomy places the organism in Eukaryota, Viridiplantae, Streptophyta, Magnoliopsida, Lamiales, Oleaceae. The record is from the annotation of a GenBank genome assembly.
AUGUCCAUCAUCAAACCGGAAACAGAUCCUAAUCAGCUCUUCUCAUUCUCUCUUGAUAUUGCCCUGAAAGCACUCGCUAGCAUAACUCACCUGAUCUCGAACUCGACUCAGAUCGAGAUUGACUCAGAGUUCAAAACUUGCUCGAGUACAUUGCAGGAAGCAGUGAGUCAACUCAACCAGACUUUGCGAACGUUGCGGGUCAACCCGGACGUGGAAACACUGACUGAUGAACAGAGGAGUAAGAUGACGAAGUGGAUCAUCGCUGCAGAACAAGAACUGAAACACGGUUGUGAAUCGACGGCUGUGGGUGAAAUUGGAGAGAAAGUGCAUGAAGCUAUGGUGCAUGUGAGCAACAGCGCAGAUUUUCUCUUCAAUUACGAAUCUGUAUUUACCAACUUUCGAUUGGCGACCACGAACAGCAAUUGGGAUCUCAAAACCGUAUUUGCUAUAUGCAUGGCUGUGUCAAUGUACUCGUUCUUAAUCUUUCUGUUUCGUGCACUAUUUCGCACCCGUAUAAGAUGA